UGUGUACCGUUGCGUUCAUCUCCUGCAGAGCGCGCAGUGUGAUGACGUCACUUCCUUGCGCCGUCAGUGAGGGAGACGCCGAGAAGUGGUGAGGCGAGUGCGCUGAUAGAAGCACAUAUAGCUUUUUCUAAACCCGCCGGUACUCCUGAUGUGGAGCGUGCCACAGAGGGGCUCAACGCCAGGAGCGGGUAGAGUAUGUAGCGGAGCGGCGCACCCGGAAGGGGGUGGGGACUUACCUGUGUCAAACACUCUGUGAUUGGAAGUGGAGCGACACAUCCGAAGGGGGCUCACUCUUAGCAGGUGUAUACCUGGCUUGGUGGGGAAACGGAUCGCACACCAGUGGGAUAAGUUGACAUGGAGUCUCUUGACUCCAUGCUCACAGACCCUCUGGAGCUGGGACCUUGUGUGGAAAGCAAUGGAACUGGUAUCAUGGAAGAAUGCAUGCUGGGAGGAACUAGGGUCAGUCUUCCUGAAGACCUCUUAGAGGAUCCAGACUUAUUUUUCGAAGUGGUCAGUAGGGAUACCUGGAAGAAUGUUCUGUCUGAUUCACAGCGUGAGCACCUCAAGCAGUUUUUGCCUGUCUUUCCGGAUGACAAUGCUAAUCAACAAGAAAAAAUUAUCCAGUCUCUAUUCAGAGGGGACAAUUUCCGCUUUGGUAACCCACUGCACAUUGCUCAGAAACUUUUUCGUGAUGGGCACUUUAACCCAGAGGUUGUAAAGUAUCGACAGCUUUGCCUCAAGUCCCAGUACAAGCGCUACCUGACUUCUCAGCAACAGUAUUUCCACAAGUUACUUAAGCAGAUAUUAGCAUCUCGAAAGGAGCUACUAGACCUUGCUAGAAAAAAUGGACCUGACCAAGUGUUGAAAAAGAAGCCAUCCUCUUUAAGGAACACCCCUGAGGAGAGAGAAACAAGAGCACAGUGCCGUUACCUUAAAAUUCUGAGAGAGGUGAAAGAUGAGUGUGGGGAUGGCACUUUGUCUUCUGAAGAAGAAGAUUUGAGUUCCUGGCUUCCAGAAUCUCCCACACACUGUCCAAGUGUUGCUGUCCCUCUUAGAGUUAUACCAACACUUUCUACACAGGACAUGAAAACUGCUGAUAAACAGGAAUUUACUAACCAUGACCUGAAGCUGCUUUUAAGAAGGCAUCGGGAGAAGAGGAAACGUCAGUCGGAUCAUCCUGACCUCAUAACAGAUAAUUUAUCAAUGAAUGAUAUAAUGACAAGAGUAAACGCUGGCAGGAAAGGGUCACUUGCAGCACUCUUUGACCUGGCAACAAUGAAAAAACGAGUGAAAGAGAAAGAUGACAAGAAGAAAAAAAAGCUUAAAACUAUUAAAACAGAGGUGGAAGAUUACCCUGACAUGCCUGAUGAAGCUGACAUUAUGCCUGCCGUUCUGCCUCCUGAGACACCUCAAGUAACUUUGACUGCUGUGAAGGAAGAACCAUUAGAAGAUGUGAAACCUCCACUUCCAUUUAAUGAAAUCUCAGCAUGUUUUUUCUGUCUUCUCCUGGAUAUUCUUACAAUGGAAGGGCCCUGUAGCCUCCCACUGCUUGAAGACAAGGUAUCUGAUUGGCAGUCCUUACCAGCUAGUACAUUAAAUAGCUGGUUCUCAGUAGCUCCAAAUUGGUGUGAUUUGGUGCACCCUGCUCUCAUCUACUUGAGUGGGGAGUGCAAAGUUGCUUCUUCCAGUUUUACUCCAUUUGUUGAGUUUAGAGAGAAAACUCAGCAAUGGAAGUGCGUUGUGUCCUCUAGUGACUCUGAGAAAGAACUAGUGGCUCAUUUUCACCUCUGGCUGGAAACAAAGGAUCAGAUAUAUAGCAAGGAAAAUGAAGAUUGCAUUGAUGCAAGCACUCCCAUUCCAAGGGUGAGGACUGAUUACAUUGUACGACCAAGCUCUGGAGAAGAGAAACAUGUUUUUCAGGAGCAGGAGCGACACAGGUACAUUCAGCCUCAUAAGGCCUUCACGUUUCGUAUGCAUGGAUUUGAAUCUGUUGUGGGACCUGUCAAAGGGGUUUUUGACAAAGAGACAUCUCUAAACAAAGCUCGAGAACACUCACUGCUGCGUUCAGAUCGUCCAGCUUAUGUUACUAUUCUCUCCCUUGUUCGGGAUGCUGCUGCUCGUCUGCCAAAUGGUGAAGGAACACGUGCAGAAAUCUGUGAGCUACUGAAAGAUUCCCAGUUUCUUGCACCUGAUGUUACCAGUGCUCAGGUUAACACAGUUGUGAGUGGUGCUCUGGACAGGCUGCACUAUGAGAAAGAUCCCUGUGUGAAGUAUGACAUUGGACGCAAGCUGUGGAUUUACCUUCAUCGAGAUCGCAGCGAAGAGGAGUUUGAGCGUAUUCACCAAGCUCAAGCAGCUGCAGCAAAGGCAAAAAAAGCUCUUCAGCAUAAGCCAAAGCCUCCAACAAAGAUGAAAUCUGGUAGUAAAGAAUGUUCGUUAAAGUUAUGUGGGACACCAGAACCAGCACAGCUAAGUCUCACUGAGUCAAGCAUGCCUCCUACACCAGGUACUCCAGGUACCCCAACACCACCAGCACUUCCUUCAACCCCCAUGUCUCCAUCUACAUCCGCUACUGUUAACAAGAUAGUGGCAAGUACAAUAACAGAGACACAGAAAUCCAGUCAAAGUGUUCUCCUGGUAUCAUCUCCAGCAAUGCCACAGCUUAGCACCUUGUUGUCUCCAGCUGUGACAAGCCAGUCAACUUCUGUCACUCCGACAUCUGGGAGGGCAGCAACCAUUUCCUCAUCUACUGGGGUUCCUCAAGUAAGAAUAGUGACAGCUACUACAGGUGUCCCUACUACCCAAUCAGCUGCAGUAGUAACUCAGCCUCUUUCACCAGUAAUUUCACACAUCAGAUUGCCAGUCACAACAACACCCACCAAGGCACUGGCUCAGACUCAGGUGGUAACAGUACCAGUCAAAAACCAGACCACCAUUGGUGCUUCUCGACUUGGGGCAUCAGUAACUACUCAGGGAAGUGUCACAGUGAACACAUUAAAUUCUUCUGCUGGAUUAGCAUCAAAGUCAGUGGUUAGUUCCCCAGGUGCCUCGGGACCUGCAAUACUUCAGAGCAUUACUGGACAAAGCAUCAUCAAACAGGUGGCUCUGUCUGGGCAGCUUGGAGUGAAAUCACAGCCAUCUUCAAGCCUUCCGCUUUCCUCUACCAAUUUUCGCAUUCAGGGCAAGGAUGUCCUACGUCUCCCACCAUCCUCUAUCACAACAGAUGCCAAGGGCCAAACAAUUUUGCGGAUCACACCUGAUAUGAUGGCAACACUAGCUAAAUCUCAAGUCACUGCUGUCAAAUUGUCACAAGAACUUUUUUCUGCUGCUCCUGUGAGCACCACAGGAAAGGGGCUCUUACAUGUGACCUCUAGCCCUUCAUCGCCUUCUCCACCUGCUCCAUCUACUAUCAAGCUUACACCAGAAAUGAAACCUGCAGAAACAAGCAGUUCUAGUUUCAGACUGAUGCCAGCUCUGGGAAUAUCUGUUGCUGAGCAAAAAGGCAAAGUAGUGACAGCUGGUGAAAGUAAACCAGCAACAACAAUACGGAUAGUGCAAGGCCUUGGAGUUAUGCCUCCUAAGGUAUCUGCAACACAGAGUAUUACAGUCUCUGCAAAACCAGUCACUGUUCCUUCUUCAACUAUUGUGAACCCUGUUCAUUCAGCCUCAAAUGUCAGCCUUCCAACAGUGAACAGCACAGCAGUAAAGACUGCACCUACUGGUAUUGUUGUUGGAACUGGAGCUGCUACAGUGAGACAGAUUCCUGUUACUACAACUCAGCAGGGUAAACUACCAGCACGUAUCACUGUACCCUUGUCUGUACUCAGUCAGCCUAUGAAAGGAAAGGGUGUUGUAACUGCACCUAUCAUCAAAGGAAACUUAGGAGCUAAUAUUAGUGGAUUGGGCCGCAACAUCAUUUUAACAACAGUGCCGGCUGGGACAAAACUGAUAGCUGGUAACAAGCCUGUGAGCUUCUUGACAGCACAACAACUUCAGCAGCUGCAGCAGCAGGGUCAGGCCACCCAGGUGCGUAUUCAAACUGUUCCAGCAUCACACCUUCCACAAGGCACUUCACCUGCCUCUUCCAAAGCUGUGUCAACUGUCGUUGUAACAACUACUCCCACAACCAAACCAACCCAGGAGCCACAGUAAUAGAAAGCUCAAUCUUGAUCUCAUGAGAUCCGUAAUCCUUUAUAUGUUGCCAUUUAAUUCAGUCUGGUGACCAUAGAAACAUCAGUUGAGAAUUGGAUCAUCGUAAGAUUAACUCAGACCUAAUACCAUGUUGGCAAUCUGCCUGCUUUCAUAUUAUUUCUUUCUACCAACCUUGUCCUUGUUCACACUGUCUAAAAACUGAUCAGAAGAUGUUAUUGCCUUAUGAGCAGGUUCAUUUCUAAAGUUUUGCUCGUAGGAAUAAGACCUCUGCUGCCAAGUUCAGAGGAGCUUUCUGGUGUUUGAUGCAUUUGUGUGCUAAAGUUUCUUCUAAAACUUCUGAAAUAGCUUGAUGGAUUGUAUCGUGGCAGUGGAAUGUCUAGCCAGAUUACAAUAUCCACUGUCAAAGCAAAGUAAAAUGCAUUUUUAUGUAUGCCAGAAUGAAUUUUGUUAUAUUAUGCUGUAAAAGCAAAAGUAAAAAAAAAAUUAACUUAUAUGCCUUCUUCUCCCGUUUGUUAAAUAUAUAUAUUUAAGAC
Molecule: messenger RNA, 4685 nt
Organism: Xenopus tropicalis (tropical clawed frog)
Lineage: Eukaryota; Metazoa; Chordata; Amphibia; Anura; Pipidae
Gene: nfrkb
Product: nuclear factor related to kappaB binding protein
Exons: 26
Coding region: 355-4152 (1265 amino acids)
Biological process (GO): regulation of chromosome organization; regulation of DNA metabolic process
Cellular component (GO): Ino80 complex; nucleus
Source: RefSeq, a predicted model, not a curated record